This is a messenger RNA of Pyrus x bretschneideri (Chinese white pear), 1748 nucleotides long. RefSeq names its product cytochrome P450 81Q32-like. The coding region runs from base 49 to 1578 and encodes 509 amino acids. NCBI's taxonomy places the organism in Eukaryota, Viridiplantae, Streptophyta, Magnoliopsida, Rosales, Rosaceae. Gene Ontology annotation, molecular function: oxidoreductase activity, acting on paired donors, with incorporation or reduction of molecular oxygen; monooxygenase activity; heme binding. The transcript is spliced from 2 exons. The record is from RefSeq and is a predicted model, not a curated record.
CACCCUUAUCUUAAGAAGUACACACAGCUUGCAGACAACAGCAUAUCAAUGGAAACUUCGUUCUUCUUCUUCUUCUACUUUUUGCUUUUCAUUUUCUUUCUUUUCCUCAAAAACUAUUUGCAGAAAAUUAACAAAAAACUCCCACCAAGCCCCUCUCUUUGUUUCCCAGUCAUAGGCCAUCUCUACCUCUUCAAAAAACCCCUCCACAGAACACUUGCCAAACUCUCCAACAAACAUGGACCAAUAUCAUAUCUCCGAUUCGGCUCCCGCCCGGUCCUCCUCGUAUCUUCACCGUCCGCGGCUAAGGAAUGCUUCACCAAAAACGACAUCACUUUUGCCAACCGCCCUAAGUUCCUCGCAGGAAAACACCUCGGAUACAACUACACCUCCCUCACCUGGGCCUCCUACGGCUCCCACUGGCGCAACUUGCGACGCAUAACCUCCCUCGAGUUAUUGUCGUCCAACCGCCUUCAGAUGUUUCACGGUAUCCGUGCAGAUGAAGUUAGGUCGUUGAUUUGCCUGCUUUUCCGAGGUUCUAACGGCCGUGAAUUUCAGAGUUUCGAGAUGAAGUCAACGUUUUUUGAGCUGACACUUAAUGUUGUGAUGAGGAUGAUUGCCGGAAAGCGGUACUAUGGCGAGCAUAUGGCGGAUUUGGAGCAAGCAAAGCGGUUUAAACAGAUCGUGACGGAAAGCUUUGAGCUUAGCGGGGUUACGAAUAUCGGAGAUUUUGUGCCUGUUUUGAAGUAUUUGGGAGUAACGGGGCUUGAGAAGAAGUUGGUGAUAUUGCAGAAGAAAAGGGAUGGAUUCAUGCAAGAUUUGAUAGAAGAACAUAGAAAAUUGCAGAGUGGAUCUGUUUCUGAACAGAGGAGGAAGACAAUGGUGGAAGUUUUGCUUUCCCUGCAAGAAACUGAACCCGAAUAUUAUACAGAUGAGAUCAUAAGAGGCAUCAUGCAAGUCAUGUUAUCGGCAGCGACAGACACCUCAUCAGGAACCAUGGAAUGGGCUCUAUCCCUUUUGCUCAACAACCCAGAAGCCCUUGCAAAAGCCCAGGCUGAAAUUGAUAUCCACAUUGGACAAAGCUGCAGGCUUGUUGAGGAAUCAGACCUUCCCAAGUUACCCCAUCUCCAAGGCAUCAUAAACGAAACCCUCCGAAUGUACCCAGCAGGCCCACUGCUAGUCCCCCACGAAUCAUCAGAUGACUGCUCUGUGGGCGGCUUCCACGUCCCACGUGGAACCAUGUUGUUAGUGAACAUAUGGGCCAUACAACAUCAUCCAAAGUUGUGGGCACAACCUGACCAAUUUAAGCCAGAGAGGUUCCAAAACCUGCAAGAGGCAAGAGAUGGUUUUGUUUGGUUGCCAUUUGGGGCGGGGAGGAGGGGCUGCCCCGGGGAAGGCUUAGCGACUCGGAUAGUCGGGCUGGCUCUAGGAUCAUUGAUUCAGUGUUUUGAUUGGGAGAGAGUUGGCGAGGAAAUGGUGGACAUGAGUGAAGGUACUGGUCUCAGCAUGCCUAGAGCUCACCCAUUACUCGCAAAGUGUAGGCCACGCCCAAAAAUGCUUGCCCUGCUAUCUCAACUCUAAAUGGGCCAAUGCAUGUUUUCGUACCCCGUUCUCUAAUAACAACCGAUAUUCCAAAAUAUAGAAGCCAUGUCCAUCAUGUGAAAGCUUUCUUAACCUAAAUCCCCUUCUAUUGGGAUUUAGGUUUUGUUUUGAGUUGUCAUCUUUUAUUUACAAUAUCAGUCUUUUGUCUA